This is a messenger RNA of Tetrahymena thermophila SB210, 1017 nucleotides long. RefSeq names its product papain family cysteine protease. Gene Ontology annotation, cellular component: lysosome. Lineage: Eukaryota; Ciliophora; Oligohymenophorea; Hymenostomatida; Tetrahymenidae. Gene Ontology annotation, molecular function: cysteine-type endopeptidase activity. The transcript is spliced from 3 exons. The record is from RefSeq and is a predicted model, not a curated record.
UUUGAAAAUUUGUUUGUUAAUCAAAUGAAACUUUUACUUGGCUCUUUGAUUUUAAUUGGUUUGAGCUUAUCUGCUUUGACCUACUUGAGUUUGGAAAAACCUCACCAUGAUCUCGAAUCUAUUCAAGAUGUUAAACAACAAUUCGAAAAGUACUUAUAGUAAUUCGGUAUUGUCAUCAAGAAUGCUGAAGAACGUAUUUACAGAUUGAAGGUCUUCAUUUAAAACGUUGCUGAAAUUGUUGCUCACAAUAAGCUUUCCAACAAGACCUACACUCAAGGUAUUAACUAAUUCGCUCACAUGACUGAUGAAGAAUUUGCUCAAACUUAUCUUACCCUUGAAGAUCGUGAAAAGGAAACUCUUAACAUCUAAUAAUUCUAAUCAAAUGAUAUCCCUGAAUCUGUUGACUGGAGAACCUAGGGUGCUGUUACUGAAGUUAAAAACUAAGGUGGCUGUGGUUCUUGCUACGCAUUCUCUGCUGCUGGUGCUCUUGAAGGUCUCCACGCUUAACAAACUGGAAACUUAACUAGCUUCUCAUCUCAACAAAUUAUCGAUUGCUCAUGGAAAUACCAUAACCACGGAUGCCACGGUGGUUUCAUGGAUAAUGUUUUCAAUUACGUUAAAGAUCACGGUAUUGAACUAGACUAAGACUAUCCUUAUGUUGGUCACGUCCACUUAUUCAAAUGCUUGAAUAACCCUGAUGCUUACCACUAUUCUAUCAAGGGCCACUAUGAUAUUAAGGCUGGUGAUUGCCAAGGUUUAUAAGUAGCUAUUGCUUAACAACCUGUUUCAGUUGCUAUUGAUGCUAGAGUACUUAAGAAAUACAGUUCUGGUAUUGUUACUGAAUGUGGUAGAAGAAUUAAGCUUAACCACGGUGUUUUGGCAGUUGGUUACGAUGCUGAUUCUUUAAUUAUCAAGAAUUCUUGGGGUACUAGAUGGGGUGAAUAAGGAUACUUCAGACUUGGCAAGAAUAACACUUGCGGUGUUUGCUAAGCUGCUUCUUAUCCUAUCCCUCUUUGA